CACGUCAUUUUUAGCCUUUGGGAAUGGAGUGCUAGCGGCUGAUAUUGUUUUACCAUAUAAGUCAAAAAGCUAAGAAAGUAAUAAUAAUUUGUGUACAGUAUUAAUAAUUAUAGUAAGAAGACCAUCUAAUAAGAAUGUCUUAUUCGAAUAAAUAUACCCUCGCAGCUUUGCCGAGGACCCAGCGUGGUACUCCGUUGGUGCUUGGCGGAGACCCAAAAGGAAAGAACUUCUUGUAUACCAAUGGGAAUUCUGUGAUAAUACGGGAUAUUGAAAACCCGGCUGUCGCGGAUGUCUAUACGGAACAUUCUUGCCAAGUUAAUGUCGCGAAAUAUUCUCCGAGUGGAUUUUACAUUGCUUCUGGUGACGUUUCUGGGAAAGUGCGCAUUUGGGAUACAGUGAACAAGGAGCACAUAUUGAAAAAUGAGUUCCAGCCAAUCGGAGGACCUAUUAAGGAUAUCGCGUGGAGUUCCGACAAUCAGAGGAUGGUUGUCGUUGGGGAGGGUAGGGAGAGAUUCGGUCACGUGUUCAUGUCAGAAACUGGCACAUCGGUGGGCGAGAUCAGUGGGCAGUCGAAAGCCAUCAAUUCCGUGGACUUCCGGCCGGCCCGGCCGUUCCGUAUCGUCACCGCGUCCGAGGACAACACGCUCGCCGUGUUCGAAGGACCACCUUUCAAGUUUAAGUGCACUAAGCAGGAGCACACGCGUUUCGCUCAAGCGGUGAGAUACAGUCCCGACGGAAAGCUGUUCGCGUCGGCGGGCUUCGAUGGGAAAAUCUUCCUGUUCGACGGACAGACGUCCGAACUCAAGGGGGAGAUCGGUUCGCCAGCGCACAAGGGCGGCGUGUACGGCAUCAGCUGGUCUCCAGAUGGCAAACAGUUGCUCUCGUGUUCCGGAGAUAAGACCUGUGCGAUAUGGGACGUGGAGACCAUGCAAAGGACCACAUUGUUCCCCAUGGGGUCCGCUGUUGAGAACCAGCAGGUAUCUUGUCUCUGGCAAGGCAAGCACCUGCUCUCCGUGUCUCUGUCCGGCGACAUCAAUUACCUGGACAUAGACAAUCCGGAGACGCCAUUGCGCGUGAUCACCGGACACAACAAGCCAAUCACGUGCCUGUGCUUGUCUCUGGACCGGAAGCGGUUGUACACCGCUAGCCACGAUGGCGCCGUGGCCCAUUGGGACGUUGUCUCUGGCGUGGGCGGCAAAGUGUCCGGCGUGGGACACGGCAACCAAGUGAACGGCAUGCGCCUGUCCAAGAAUGGUGCACUACUGACUUGCGGCAUAGACGAUUCGUUGAGAUUCGCACAACCGAAGGCGGAAGGAGAAGCACCCUCAUACACGGAGCAAUCAGUGCCGCUCGGGGCCCAACCGCGGGCCAUGGACCAGCUGUUAGACGAUGAUUUAACCAUAGUUGCUACCGUUAAAGAGUUAAUUAUACUCUCGGGUGGGGCCAAACGGGGCUCCUUGCCCAUAAAGUACGAGCCGUCGUGCGUCACCAUCAACCAUCAGAAUAAGGACGUCGCUGUUGGAGGUGACGACAGCAAGGUGCACAUUUACACACUUUCCGGUUUCGAGUUGACACCAAAAACGGAGUUGGUGCACCUCGGCGCCGUCAGCGACGCGAGAUACAGCCCCGACUGCAAGUAUCUCGUCGCGUGCGACGCGAACAGGAAACUGAUACUCUACGACGAGGAGUAUAAGCUCGCCCACAACAAGGAGUGGGGCUUCCACACGGCGCGCGUGAACUGCGUGUCGUGGAGCCCGGGCGGCGGCCGCGUGGUGUCCGGCUCGCUCGACACCUCGCUCAUCGUGUGGAGCGUCGCGCAGCCGGCCAAACAUCUCACCAUCAAGAACGCACACCCGCAAAGCCAGAUCACGGGCGCGGUGUGGAUCGACGACGAGACGAUCGCGUCGGUCGGGCAGGACGCAAAUACGCGCAUCUGGAACGUGCCUAACGCUUAACUAGCUGAUAAGGUACUAUACAGACUAAUUGCAAUGUUUUGUUUUUUUGUUCAACAAAAGUUUUCAGUUGAACACGCGCUCAAAUAUCUGAUGAUUUAUGUCAUUUUUUUUUAAAUAAUUGAGAGGCAAUGGAAUAUUUUUUUAUAAUUUCUUUUUUUUUGUAUAGAGUCAAAAGGUUGGUUUUUCAUAAGGAAAAGUAAUGUGAAUUUUACAAUGUUUUCUUAAUUUUAUCAACUUGCCUGGAUCAAUCGAAAAUUAUGUACUAAUCUCUCAUGUUUUAUAUAAGCGAGCUUAAUUUUUAAUGCUCUUUUCUAUUCUAAAUACAUAAUCUCAACAUACGUAAUAUGUAUGUAGAAACGCUUAAUUUUAAAUUGUCAUUCAGUGUCAGAUAAUAAUUUGUAUGUAUGUCUUCUAAGUGUCAUUUGGUUAAAUAUAAGGUAGGUGUUUUUUUUAUCUACAUCCGCUCAAUAUGUUAUAUCUUUUAUUAUUAAUUAUGAUUUAGCUUGAUUAAGAUAUACGAACAAAACAUUGAAAAUAAUUAUUAGAAUCCUUUUUUUUUGUUGACGUAUCAAAAUAUUGUAAUUAGUUUGUAGAUGCAUAUAGGUUAUAGCAGGUACGGAUUUCGCUCACCCAGGGGCCCCAAUGCUUACUAAAUAGGGGCCCUAUAUACUAUAAGUAAAUCGUCGUAUGCGAAAUCAUGUCUUAAUUUAUAACUGAGUGUUCUUAAUAAUUAAAUUUUAGGUUACUUUUUUAUUUGAAAAAAAAGACUAAGUUUUAUCCAUGUCUAUUUAUUGAUAUUUAUGGAAAAUAGAUCAUUCAAACUAUCAAGUGUGUUGGAAAUUCACUGUAUCUGUUCAAAUACUUACAUUAAAAUUAAUUGUUAAGAAUACUUAGUUGAUAUUUAUAUAAUGAAAAGAGUUUUAUCCUUAAAAUAUAACUAACGUAUUUAUUUAGCUUUUUUAAGAUUAAUAGGAAUACUCUUGAACUGCAUUUCUACUGAAAGUAUAUUUAUUGAGUUUGUAUUUAGAUCUCUCAUUGGUCAUUGGUAACUAAUUGAGAAUUAAUCAAUGCAACAGCUAUUUAAAAAGAUUGAAUUUCAAUGGAGUCUGGUAUGGAAAAUAAAUAGUACCAUAAUAUUUCGAAGGUACAUUUUGUAUAGAGAAAAAAAAGCUAAUUAAAAUGAGUUACCAAUGAUAAAAACAUAUUUUAGGAGCAUCUCCCGUCAACUAAUUGUGUGAAACGCAUUUACGCUUUGUUUAACCGACUGUGUUGACAAGAUAUUGUGGACAGUAUUUUUGUACUAGCUAAUUUUGUACGGUUUUUGUCGAUUUUUAUGCGUUUUUCUACUAAAACUAUGUAUUUAAGGCGAUAAAUAAAUUGUGUACACUUGUA
Messenger RNA from Zerene cesonia (dogface butterfly), 3347 nucleotides. It is a transcript of the gene flr, whose product is annotated as actin-interacting protein 1. Gene Ontology annotation, biological process: sarcomere organization; actin filament depolymerization; locomotion. The record is from RefSeq and is a predicted model, not a curated record. Gene Ontology annotation, cellular component: cortical actin cytoskeleton. Gene Ontology annotation, molecular function: actin filament binding. The coding region runs from base 135 to 1955 and encodes 606 amino acids. NCBI's taxonomy places the organism in Eukaryota, Metazoa, Arthropoda, Insecta, Lepidoptera, Pieridae. The transcript has 13 exons.